ACACCGUAGCGUCGCGCGGUCACGUUUUUUUUUGCUGUCACGAGCCUUAUCCGACCGUGAGUGGAAGCUGGUGAAUUACUACGGACAGCACAUUCCGGGCAACAUUUAGCAGGAGACAGACAGGCAGGGCCGCAGAUUUCUGUCGUUUCUUGGCAAGUCAAACCCCGCCGAGGUCCUCCGGUCAGCUGGCGAUGUUCUGCUGGAUCUGAAUGAUUGGCUAGCCAGCUAGCUAGCUGUGGAGCUAGCUUAACGGUCCGCGCGAGUCGAAGAAACUUAACACAAUUUUCCAGUUGACAUUCAUGCCAACACGUUUGUCUGCUUUCAUCUCGAAGACAUCCGACUGGUAGACGUGUUUAACCUCGACGACUGGUUCCCGUAUGUGUUGCGCGUGGCUUUGUAGUCCGAGCGAGGUGAGGUUUGAAUGAAAUAACGUUAGCUUAUCAUAGCCAGCGGAAACGAGCCAGCUAACAGGGAUAACGUUAACUUAUCCUGCUACUGGACGCUUCCUCUCCGUCCAGGGAAUCUAGCAAAUGCUGCUUGGACUAGCCCCCCUCAAGCAUAGAGUCUGUAGUUGGACAGGGGUCGUUUGCAAAGUUGCGAGGGGCGACUGGACGUGGGAAUUAGCUCGCUCCUUCUGAACGUCAAGUUGGCCAUCUUCCACUCCGCUCCAGCCCAGUGUUAAAGGCUGUCCAGCAUCGGCUUGUUUUUUUCCAGAGAAGGCCGGAGUGAGGACAGGAAUCUGCGAAAAUGCCGGCUGUGUCGAAGGGAGAUGGAAUGCGCGGAUUAGCUGUUUUCAUCUCGGACAUCAGAAACUGUAAGAGCAAGGAGGCUGAAAUCAAACGGAUAAAUAAGGAGCUGGCCAACAUCCGCUCCAAGUUCAAAGGCGACAAGGCUCUGGAUGGUUACAGCAAGAAGAAAUACGUCUGCAAGCUUCUCUUCAUCUUCCUGCUUGGCCAUGACAUCGACUUUGGACACAUGGAGGCGGUCAACCUGCUUAGCUCCAACAAGUACACAGAGAAACAGAUCGGCUACCUGUUCAUCUCCGUGUUGGUGAACAGCAACAGUGAGCUGAUCCGUCUGAUCAACAAUGCCAUCAAGAACGACCUGUCCAGCCGCAACCCUACCUUCAUGUGCCUGGCGCUUCACUGCAUCGCCAACGUGGGCAGCCGGGAGAUGGCCGAGGCCUUCGCCAGUGAGAUCCCGCGCAUCUUGGUGGCUGGGGAUACGAUGGACAGCGUGAAGCAGUCGGCUGCCUUGUGUUUGCUGCGCCUCUAUAAGACUUCUCCUGACUUGGUGCUGAUGGGGGAAUGGACUUCACGUGUGGUGCACCUGCUCAAUGACCAGCACAUGGGCGUUGUGACAGCAGCCAUCUCUCUCAUCACCUGUCUGAGCCAGAAGAAUCCAGAUGAGUUCAAGACGUGUGUAUCUCUGGCCGUGUCUCGACUCAGCCGGAUUGUUUCUUCAGCUUCAACUGAUCUACAGGAUUACACCUAUUAUUUUGUGCCUGCACCUUGGCUUUCCUGCAAACUGCUGCGUUUGCUGCAGUGUUACCCUCCACCAGAAGAUGGCGCAGUCAAAGGCCGGCUGGUGGAGUGUCUGGAAACCAUCCUGAAUAAGGCCCAGGAGCCGCCCAAAUCCAAGAAGGUGCAGCAUUCCAACGCAAAGAAUGCCAUCUUGUUUGAGGCUAUCUCCCUCAUCAUCCACUAUGACAGUGAGCCAAACCUUCUGGUGCGAGCCUGUAACCAGCUUGGCCAGUUCCUGCAACACAGAGAGACCAAUCUGCGCUAUCUAGCUCUGGAAAGCAUGUGUACCCUGGCCAGCUCAGAGUUCUCCCAUGAAGCUGUCAAAACACACAUCGAGACGGUCAUCAACGCGCUCAAGACUGAGAGAGAUGUAAGUGUUCGACAGCGAGCGGCUGAUCUGCUGUAUGCCAUGUGUGAUCGCAGCAACGCUAAGCAGAUCGUAGCAGAGAUGCUCAGCUACCUGGAGACAGCAGACUAUUCCAUCAGAGAGGAGAUGGUGCUUAAAGUAGCCAUCCUAGCAGAAAAGUACGCUGUGGAUUACUCCUGGUACGUCGACACCAUUCUUAACCUCAUCCGCAUUGCUGGGGACUACGUCAGCGAGGAGGUGUGGUAUCGUGUCAUUCAGAUCGUGAUCAACCGAGACGAUGUGCAAGGCUAUGCUGCCAAGACCGUCUUUGAGGCUCUGCAAGCUCCGGCAUGCCAUGAGAACAUGGUGAAGGUUGGAGGCUACAUUCUGGGAGAGUUUGGGAACCUGAUUGCUGGGGACCCACGGUCCAGUCCUCUGGUCCAGUUCAACCUUCUCCACUCCAAGUUCCACCUGUGCUCUGUGCCGACUCGUGCCCUGCUUCUGUCGGCCUACAUCAAGUUUAUCAACCUGUUCCCAGAAACCAAGGCCACCAUCCAAGAGGUGUUGCGCUGCGACAGCCAGAUCCGUAACUCUGAUGUCGAGCUGCAGCAGCGAGCUGUUGAGUAUUUGAAGCUCUCCUCCAUCGCCAGCACAGAUGUCCUGGCCACUGUUUUGGAAGAGAUGCCUCCGUUCCCAGAGAGGGAGUCAUCAAUUCUAGCUAAACUGAAGAAGAAGAAGGGGCCAGGGGCAGUAUCUGUGACGGAGCUGGAAGACGGCAAAAGGGAGAGUGGCGAGUUGAAUGGCGGGGGCGAUCGGGGUCAGGAUGCAGCAGCCAUGGCUGCCUCUAAUGCAUCUACCCCAUCACCAUCAGCUGACCUGCUGGGGAUUCGUUCUUCGGCUCCAGUCAGUGCUGCUCCAGCCAGUGCUGGCAGUCUGCUGGUGGAUGUUUUUUCAGAGGCAGGACCUGCUGCGCCUUCUGGUGCAGUGAACGAUGAUGGCUUCCUCAGAGAUCUGGAUCAGCCCCCUGAGACCUCCGAUCCUCUUUUGGUCGAGGGUUCUGGUGACUCGGACUCUGCUCCUCCCUCUGAGGAUCCUGCUCCUCCUCUGUCUGAAGCAGAGGAGCUUCUUAACAAGUUUGUUUGCAAGAACAACGGGGUUCUGUUUGAGAAUCAGCUCCUGCAGAUUGGCAUCAAGUCAGAGUACCGACAGAACCUAGGGAGAAUGUACCUGUUCUACGGAAACAAGACCUCAGUGCAGUUUGCCAGCUUCACUACCACGGUCAACUGUCCUGGAGAGCUUCAGUCUCAGCUCAACGUUCAGAGCAAACCGGUGGAGCCACUAGUGGAGGGUGGAGCCCAAAUCCAACAGGUUCUGAACAUCGAGUGCCUGACUGACUUCUCUGAUGCCCCGCUUCUCAACAUUAAGUUCAGAUAUGGAGGAGCGCUGCAGAACCUGACUCUUAAACUUCCUGUCACCAUCAACAAGUUCUUCCAGCCAACUGAGAUGGCCUCUCAAGACUUCUUCCAACGCUGGAAACAGCUCAGCCAGCCUCAGCAAGAAGCACAAAAGAUAUUCAAGGCCAACCACGGCAUGGAUACUGAAGUAAUCAAGGCAAAGCUGCUGGGGUUAGGAAUGGCCCUACUGGACAAUGUUGACCCAAAUCCUGAGAAUUAUGUUUGUGCUGGAGUGAUCCAGACCAAGAGCCAGCAGGUGGGCUGCCUGCUAAGACUGGAGCCAAACGCACAGGCACAGAUGUAUCGUCUGACUCUGCGCUGCAGCAAAGACUCUGUGUCCAAGCGUCUGUGCGAGCUGCUGGCCCAACAGUUCUAGAGUCCAGACCGGGACCAGUACUCCUACCAUCCCCACCAGCGACCUCUCCCUCCAGCCCUCCUGCCACACCUGUCCUCCUGCCUCCAGCAAAGAGUCUUUGAGUAAAAAAGAAAAAAGGUGUAACCUACAUAAGGGAACGUGCAGCCGCUGCCUGCAGCUGCAGCAAUAUUAUUGUCAUUAUUCUUGUCCCGCAUUCUGAUUCCAGUUCAUCUUUUACUCGUUUAUUAACACAAUGCUACAAUCUUGUUUUUGAUGGUUUACCUGUGUAGCUGGUGUGUGUGUGUGUGUGUGUGUGUGUGUGGUCAGGAGUGUGAGUGUGUGUCCUGUGGUUGUGCUGGGGUCUCAUUCUGCUCAUCCUGACUUUAGUUGUGACUGCUGUGGAAAAGAUUUCAUUUGUGCAACAUUCCUUGAAGACAAAUGGGAGAAGCUAUUAGUCGCACACACCCACUCAAUACUACCCUGAUCUCCCACCACACACACACACACACACACACACACACACAUAUAUGUGUGAUUCCCUGUGGUCAGACCUGAGGGAUCAUCAAGCAUUCCUGCUGAUAAUGCACUUAACGUGUCGGGAUCCUCUUAGAGAGUUUUUGGCAUGCUCUCCUGUUCAUUCCCCUCAUGCAGCCCUGCUAUGAGUAACCCUUCAUCUCAGUCAGCUUGUGCACUUGUUCUUGUUGUUUAUGUAAAUAUGUGCCAGUGAAUCACUUUUGGACACAUUCCCUUUGUGCUUGCUAAGAAUGCCGGCGGUUACCUAAUCCAUGGCGCUCAGGUGGACUGCUGGCACAGAAUGGACGAUACGAGCAGAGCAGACGGCCACAGGGUUCACUCUGUCCUGUCCUGUCCUGUCCUGUCCUGUCCUGUCCCUUCCACGGCUGUGGACACGGCUCAGUGAACAGCUCGAAGAGGAAGUUUAUCACUUGUACACAUGG
Molecule: messenger RNA, 4634 nt
Organism: Fundulus heteroclitus (mummichog)
Lineage: Eukaryota; Metazoa; Chordata; Actinopteri; Cyprinodontiformes; Fundulidae
Gene: ap2a1
Product: adaptor related protein complex 2 subunit alpha 1
Exons: 22
Coding region: 748-3699 (983 amino acids)
Biological process (GO): clathrin-dependent endocytosis; intracellular protein transport
Cellular component (GO): membrane coat; AP-2 adaptor complex
Molecular function (GO): clathrin-cargo adaptor activity
Source: RefSeq, a predicted model, not a curated record